Teleopsis dalmanni is the source of this 658-nucleotide messenger RNA. RefSeq names its product arrestin domain-containing protein 17-like. NCBI's taxonomy places the organism in Eukaryota, Metazoa, Arthropoda, Insecta, Diptera, Diopsidae. The transcript is spliced from 4 exons. The coding region runs from base 89 to 658 and encodes 189 amino acids. The record is from RefSeq and is a predicted model, not a curated record. Gene Ontology annotation, biological process: protein transport. Gene Ontology annotation, cellular component: cytoplasm.
GAUCAACAGAGGUGCGUACGUUUUUUGUAUUUAGCACAAAUAUUUUUUAUAUUGAGGAAGGGAUAACAUAAAAUAAAAUAUUAACAAUAUGGUAGUAUCUUGUGUAAUAGAGUUCGAUAAUAGUUCUUCAGACACAUAUUUCGCUGACCAAAUUCUUAAGGGUAAAGUAAUACUCAAUGCAGAUAAGCCGAAAAAAAUCAAAGCUGUGGUAGUUAAAAUUGCUGGCUUUGCUAAUAUAAAAUGGUCAGAAAAAACAAGUUCGUCGAGCACGGAUAGUAAAGGAAAAACGACAUAUAUACCCAGCACAUAUUAUACGGGACGUGAGGAUUACUUAGCAAAAUCAGUAUGUAUUUUAGGUACCGAUAAAGGACAAUCCGAAGUCACAAUAGAACCAGGUAAACAUAUUUACAGUUUUGAUUGCCAUAUUCCGUCACAUUGUCCCACUUCUUUUGUGGGUCGUUUUGGGCAUAUCAGAUAUGUAGUGCAAGUGACACUUACACGUUCGUGGAAAUCUGAUCUGGUAUUCACAAAAGACUUUACCGUAUUAACAAUAAAAGAACUUAAUUACGAACCAAAUUUGCUCAACCAGUGCACACUUCUGCACAGAAGACAGUUAGCAGUUGGCCAAAUAAAUCGGCACCAUUGCAAUUGGACUUAG